Molecule: messenger RNA, 1617 nt
Organism: Condylostylus longicornis
Lineage: Eukaryota; Metazoa; Arthropoda; Insecta; Diptera; Dolichopodidae
Gene: Hsdl2
Product: hydroxysteroid dehydrogenase-like protein 2
Exons: 7
Coding region: 130-1365 (411 amino acids)
Cellular component (GO): mitochondrion
Source: RefSeq, a predicted model, not a curated record
AAUUCGAAUUUCAUCGAUGUAUAUUGCCCAACCUUAGUCCAAAGUUCAGUAAAAAGUCAAGAAACUUUGAUCUAUGCAUAAAUAUAAGAGUGAAUUGAAUUUUUAAGAAAAAAGUAAUUGAAAAUAAAUAUGAUAUCUAAUACUGGGAAACUUGCUGGAAAAACGUUAUUUAUUACAGGAGCAUCUCGAGGAAUUGGUAAAGCAAUAGCUCUAAAAGCUGCAAGGGAUGGUGCAAAUAUCGUAAUAGCUGCUAAAACUGCAGAAGUGAAUCCUAAACUGCCCGGAACUAUAUUCACAGCCGCCAAAGAAAUUGAAGAUGCGGGAGGAAAAGCAUUACCAUGUGUUGUUGACGUCCGCGACGAAAAACAAAUUCAAGAUGCUGUCAAGCAAGCAGUUGACAAAUUUGGAGGAAUAGACAUAGUUAUUAAUAAUGCAAGUGCAAUUUCACUUACUUCUACUCCACAUACUGAAAUGAAACGUUAUGAUCUUAUGCAUAAUAUUAACACUAGGGGAACAUUUUUAGUAUCAAAAGAGUGUCUUCCAUAUUUAUUGAAAAGUAAUCAUGCUCAUAUUAUGAAUAUUUCUCCACCUUUAAAUUUGUCACCAUUUUGGUUUAAAAACCAUCUUGCCUAUACUAUGGCAAAAUAUGGCAUGUCAAUGUGCGUACUUGGAAUGGCGGCAGAAUUCAAAGACAAUAACAUUGCAGUAAAUGCACUGUGGCCGAAAACAGCAAUUCAUACCGCCGCAAUUGAAAUGUUAACGGGUCCAGAAAGCGAUAAGUUCUCAAGAAAACCUGAAAUUAUGGCUGACGCAGCAUAUGCUAUUUUAUGUAAAGAACCUAAAGCGAUUAGCGGUAGAUUUUUGAUUGACGAGGAAGUUUUAAAUCAGGAGGGUGUUACAGAUUUAAAGCAAUAUGCAUGCCACCCUGAGAAUGCUGACAAAUUGAUGUUAGACUUCUUCCUUGGUGAAGGAGGUGACAGUCUCAAUUUUGAUCAAUCUAAAAAAUCAGUUACUUCUGGCGGAAACAAGCAAAAAAUUCCAUUUUUGUUUGAAAAAAUUAGAACUGUAUUAAGCGCAGAAAUAGUCACUAAAACAAAGGCUGUUUACCAAUUUAAUGUAUUAGGUGACGAAAAAGGCACAUGGUAUUUAGACUUGAAGGAAGGGGAAGGAAAAUGUGGAUCAGGAGAUCCACCAACAAAGGCUGAUGCAACUUUAACAAUGGAUUCUAAAGACUUUUUCAACAUGUUUACGGGAAAACUAAAACCGGCUAGUGCAUUUAUGUCUGGCAAAUUGAAAAUUAGCGGUGAUUUACAAAAAGCUAUGAAACUUGAAAAGUUAAUGGGUGGUUUGAAAUCCAAGUUGUAAGCAUGUUUUUUUUUAAAACUUUGUAAAGUUAUAUUUUUCAAAUAAAAAUUGUUAAAAAUGUAUAUUUUCUUAUAUACGUGCAUAUGCUGUAAAAUUUUAUAAAAAAUUUUUAAUGUAACUAAAUUAUAUUUUUAGCAAUAUUGUUAUUAUAACUUUUUUUAAUAUCUACAAAAAUUUUCAUGGCAUUUAAAAUCUUUACAAAAAAUAUAUACAUAUUUGUAUUAUUAUAAUUUUUAUAUUUACUUUACUGAA